Kazachstania africana CBS 2517 is the source of this 3501-nucleotide messenger RNA. RefSeq lists its product as uncharacterized. Lineage: Eukaryota; Fungi; Ascomycota; Saccharomycetes; Saccharomycetales; Saccharomycetaceae. The transcript has a single exon. The coding region runs from base 1 to 3501 and encodes 1166 amino acids. The record is from RefSeq and is a predicted model, not a curated record. Gene Ontology annotation, molecular function: lipid binding.
AUGGCUCCAAAUACGGGGAAUAAAGCUUUAGAAUCCUCAGAGGAACCAAUAGUUCCAAAAAUUGAAAAUAUUCAAAAGAAUGUGCUCACCAAGAGAAAGACAACAAUAGAUAUCCCAGCAUCUGAAUCAUUUAAAGUUAAUGGCCAAUCAGGGAAUGUCAGGAGUCCCAUGAUUUCUUCAUAUGUCGGAUGGAAAGAAAUUGGUGGCUGGGAAGAAAGAGACGCAUUGACAAUUGAUGACGAACUGAUGCUUGUAAAUGACGAAACUUUUUUCGAUAAUUUUAUACCUGACAAGUUUUUUGGUGACUGGUAUCAUUCGGUUGCCAUAUUAGGAGUAGCAGGCUUACUUUCUUUUCUAAUUGGUUAUUUUAAAUUUUCCAUGGCUCCAAUGUUUUAUGUAGCCACUGUGGCCUCUGUACUAUACAGAACCUCUUCCAAAAAAUAUAGAUCAAAGUUGAGGGAUUUGGUUCAAAAAGAAUUCACCGUUCAAAAAAUCGAAUCUGAUUAUGAAUCAAUGGAGUGGUUGAAUCAUACAUUAAGCAAAUUGUGGCCUCUUAUCGAACCACAUGUAUCUAAGGAAAUUGUCAUGCAGGUCAACCAGAUUCUUUUAAAAGAAAAAUCGAUUCCAAAGUUUAUAAAAGCCCUCUGGAUUGAUCAAUUUACACUUGGUGUUAAACCCCCACGUAUUGAUAGCGUUAAAACAUUUCCAAAUACCGAUCGUGACAUCGCUGUGAUGGAUUGGACUCUAUCGUUUACACCACAUGAUCAUUCCGACAUUAAUGCAAAGAAAAUGAAAAAUUAUGUGAAUCAGUAUAUAGUGGUGAAGGCUAAAUUAUUUGGUUUGACCAUACCCGUUAGAGUUUCAGAUAUUUCAUUCGAAGUUAAUACAAGAUUAAAAUUCAAACUAAUGGAAGCAUUCCCACACGUGGAGACAGUAAAUGUUCAAUUGUUGGAAGUCCCGGACAUUGAUUUUAUAGCUACUCUCUUUGGCACUUCAAUUUUCAACUGGGAAAUUCUAUCACUUCCUGGACUACACUCAUUUAUCAACCAAAUGGCCGCCAAAUAUAUGGGUCCUAUCGUAUUGCCACCAUUUUCUUUCCAAUUGAAUUUACCAAAAUUACUUUCCAAAUCUCCUUUAUCUAUAGGUGUUCUUGAAAUUAAGAUAAAAAAUGCAGAAAAGUUGAAACUAGAUGCUUCCACGUUGGGCACCAAGAAUGAUUCGCACAAUUUAUACUUACAAUUCAAAACCCAAGAUAAAAUUAUUGGAAAAAGUAAAGUAAUUUCCUGUACGAGCAAUUGCACUUGGAAUGAAAGCAUAUACGUAUUGUUAGACUCGUUUACAGAGCCUUUAGCCAUAAGUUUAUUGGAGAAGCGUGAAAUAUUGAAAGAUAAAAUAUUGGGAAGUCUUGGUUAUAAUUUGGAUUCACUGAAUAAAAAGGUAGGCAAAGAGAUGAACUGUUCUACAACUUUCCUGAGAAGUUCUAAGCCAGUCGGGAACCUAAAUUUUACUCUACGUUUCCAUCCUACUCUUGAGAAGAAGAAAUUACCUGAUGGUACCAUCGAAGAAUUACCUGAAUUGAAUACAGGUAUAUCUAAGAUCGUGAUAGAAAGAGCUCGUGGGUUUAAUGAUGACGAGACUAACAAACAAUUAUCACUGUACAUAGAGUUAUAUGUGAACGGUGCUUUAGUACUCACUACAAAGAAGAAAAAAUCCGGGGAUGAUAGCAUAUUUGAGUGGAAAAAUGGUUUUGAGUUUAUCGUAACGAACCGUCGCAGAGCAAAGGCUAAAUUUGUCAUCAAAGAUGGUAAGACAAAUGCUGAAAUAGGUGUUCUAGUUGAGAAUUUAAAUGACUUGAUAGAUAGACAAGAAAUUCACAAGAACUGGAUACCUGUAAAUAGUGAUGGUGCGGAACUAAAAGUGACGACACACUGGAGACCAGUUGAACUAGGUAAUAAUGCUGACUCCUUAAUAUAUAACCCACCAAUUGGUACCGUAAGGGUCCUAAUUAAUAAAGCUAAUCAUUUGAAGCACACGAAGAGAAUAGGUCCCGUGGAUACUUAUGCCAAAGUUAUGGUGAAUGAUGUAAUUAGAGGAAAAACUAUAGAAAAAUACCAGUCAUCAGAUCCGAUCUGGAACGAGGCAAUUUAUGUCACUGUAACAUCUCCAAAUCAGAAAAUUACCAUAGAAUGUAUGGCUCUUGAGCCACUUGGACCAGAAAUUUCUCUUGGUAAAUUUGUUUUACCAACACAGAAUUUGUUCGAUAAGGGUAUUGAUGGAAAAUAUGUUGAACACAUUGAAGAAGGGCAUAUCACUAGCAAAUUGAUUAAUUCAAAAGGGAGUUCAAAUGGUGAAAUCGUAUACUACCUCUCUUUCUAUCCAACGGUUCCAGUUUUAAGUCCUGAAGAAAUCAAAGAUUUAGAAAGAAUUAAUAAAAGAAAGAAACUUCUUGAAGAGGACAAGAAGGCUAAGGAAUCAAACGGUAUGAAAUUGAAUAGAAGCGAUACAGAUUUUUUCUCUAAGGAGGAAAAUAAAAUUAAAGACAUUGAGAGUAUGUUUAGCAAUAAAAUGAAAUUGACACUUGAUGAGUUAUUAAGUUAUAACUCAGGUGUUUUCGCUUUUUCCAUAUUAUCUGGUGAACUGCCCUUACCAGGUCUGUACGUUCAGGUAUUCCUUGAUUCUGAACCAUACGCACGUAUAACUUCUCAAAGAGUCUCUUUAAGAACAAUAAAGACUGGCUUGCUUGCUGACUAUAUGGUUAAAGAAUUAGAAUGGUCGGUAACGACCCUUAGAGUCGUGACUAAACCGAACAGUAGCCGUGAUGAUGAAUGUGUAUGUGAGGCAAUUAUCCCUACGAUUGAAUUAAUCAGGAACUGUUACGAUAAUCCGUCGAUUGUUACAUUGGUGGGUAAAAGAUCAGCUAAAGUAGUGAUUCAGGCUUCAUGGUUCCCUAUAAAUGUUACAAAAUUACCACAAGCCGAUCUAAUUACAAAUACUGGUGACUUAAAGAUCAGUGUGAUUCAAGGGAAGGAUAUAACUGAUAAUACAAAUGGCCAGUGCAAUCCAAUGGUCAAAGUAUAUCUAAAUGACAGCACAGAAUCUGUCUUCAAGACCAAAGCCGUGAAGAAGACUACCAAUCCAGUUUGGAAUGAGACAAGCGAGAAAAUUCUUUUAAGUAAUAGGGUCAAUGAAUACUUGAAAUUCAAAGUUUUUGAUAGUCGUGUGGGGAAAAAUAGUACUGUGAUAGACGAAGGUAUACUACCAUUGAGUAAAAUCAAUCCAGAAAGCGAGGAAAACGAACUUACAGUCCCACUGAAGAAUAAUAAUGGGCUGCUUGAACUAAAUUUGAAAUUUGAACCAAGAUAUGCGUAUAAACUCGAUAAACCCCCAACAAAUGUCACUGAUUUUUCCUCCAAGGGAAUAAACAGUGGUAUCAAAGUGGGUGCGACGGUCGUAGGUGUAGGAGCUACUGGCCUUGGCAAGAUCAAAACUACCCUUUUCUGA